UUGUUUACUUGUCACAUUUUAAGGUUAGAAUUAGUCAUUGCUGUGAAUUUAUUAAUUAAUUGCCCAUUUAUAAUCUAAAAUUACUGAUGGCUGUUAAUCAAGAUAACAGACCUGAAUUAUACGAAGAAGUGAAAUUAUAUCAGAAUGCAAGAGAAAGAGAAAAGUUUGAUAACCUUGCGGAUUUGUAUGCAGUAAUAAAUACUUUGCAACAAUUGGAAAAAGCUUACAUUCGCGAUUGUGUAGUGCCUAAAGAAUACACGGGUGCUUGUAGCAAGCUACUAGUACAGUACAAAGCGGCAUUUCGUCAAGUUGAAAGCGACUCUUUCCCUACGGUCGACGCAUUUGUACGUAAAUAUCGUUUAGAUUGCCCCGCUGCAUUGGAACGUAUCAAAGAAGGUCAUCCCAUUACCAUUAGAGAUGAUAAAGGAAACACUAGCAAGUGCAUUGCCGACAUCGUUUCCCUAUUUAUUACACUAAUGGAUAAAUUGAGAUUGGGCAUUACAGCUAUGGACGAACUUCAUCCGGAAUUAAAAGAUUUGGUCGACACAAUGCAACGCUUUAGUAUCAUUCCAUCUGCCUUUGAAGGAAAGCAAAAGAUGAUCGAGUGGUUAAACACAUUGGAUUCGAUGAAGGUGUCUGAUGAAUUAUCGGAAACUCAGGUUCGCCAGCUCCUAUUUGAUUUAGAAAGUUCAUAUGCUGCUUUUAAUAAGUUAUUGCACAAUUCGUAACUUUUGUGAUAGAAUUUGCUUUAUGUAUAUAAUGUUUAAUAUUUGCAACAGGAUGUAGGCUGGUCUCUGAUUUUAUUAAUUAAAUAUUUUUUAUCCUUUCAUAAAUAAUAAUAAUACAUAAAUAGGUAAUUAAUCCGUUGUCAUGUUUUCUUUAUGCAAUAAACAGUAAAUCUCAC
Photinus pyralis (common eastern firefly) is the source of this 904-nucleotide messenger RNA. RefSeq names its product vacuolar protein sorting-associated protein 28 homolog. Gene Ontology annotation, cellular component: ESCRT I complex. Gene Ontology annotation, molecular function: protein-containing complex binding. Bases 87 to 728 code for a protein of 213 amino acids. The transcript has a single exon. Gene Ontology annotation, biological process: protein transport to vacuole involved in ubiquitin-dependent protein catabolic process via the multivesicular body sorting pathway. NCBI's taxonomy places the organism in Eukaryota, Metazoa, Arthropoda, Insecta, Coleoptera, Lampyridae. The record is from RefSeq and is a predicted model, not a curated record.